CUCUGCUGGGACGGGAGUGAAUUGCUGGAUUGGUUCAGUCUUCCCGACAUCGCACCGCAUAGCCUGAUAAGUAUUUUUCACAUGGACGGCGAUACUUUCGUAGUUGUGGCGCACGAUAAUAUCGUCAAAUUGUACAAAUUUCACAGUACGUCCGAUUGGAAGAGCGAGAAUGUUAAACGUUUUAAGGAUAACCAGAAGAUAGUCGAUAUGACGGUCUUGAUGAACGAACGUACGAUGAAUGUAACGUUGGUCCUUGCAGAAAAGGAUGUGUACUGGGUGGAACAGUGGGAGGCUGAACUGACUUCGAUACCAAUAAAUAACAACGUGGGGGAUACCGAUGCAACAAGAAGAUGCUUUUCGGACUUGAUCGAAACAUUACAAGCGAGAAUGCCGGCCAUAAAAGAAGCUGAGGCUUCCUCGAAGUUUCUCUUACCAUCUGCAAAGAACUUGACGAUUUUAGAACCAGUGAACUUCGACAGUUUGAUCUUACAAUCCGGCACGAUAGACAGCAUAGAGAUUGCGACCGAAGAAGAUAUUCUGCCACCUCAUCAGAUUGCGAGAGCUCUGGACGAGCUCGACCGCAAUGUCCACGACGUCGUUCAGGCAAGACAGUCAAAGUCGGAGCAAGAAAUGAGGGCAAUUGCGGAUAUGUUGGAAGGGUUCGAGAAAAAUAUUGUAGCCAACGAUGUACAUCUGGAAGAGUUGGAGAUCGACCAAAAGGAGAAGAUGAUCCUCCCGGAGGGCGAACAAUACUUCACACAUCCAUUACGCGCGAAAAGUAUCAUCGUGCAAGAUCUCGAAGUUGAAUCUCUCUGCGGAAUAACGCCCGAGUAUUGGACGUUGCAAAAUGACGAGGGAAUCGCAUCUGCUAUUGCAAACAGCUCCGUCGAGUAUACAGACGACACCGUUAUAUUGCAUUCCAAUUUGACAAUACCGAAGUUGAAGAUUAAAAGCCUGAACGGGACAGUCAUCGAUCAGCUGAUCGACGAUCUAUUCAUCAUCAAUCGUACUCAGAAAAUCAAAGGUACAAUCACGUAUAAGAACUCGCUGGAAAUUAUGAAUCUUACGACACAGAUGGUGAACGGCGUUUCCGCUGAUAAACUCAUGACAACGACAACAAAUCAGAGCUUCGACGAUUUCUAUAUCAAAACGUUACACAUUGAAAAUUUGUAUGCGGAAACAGUUAAUGGAGUGCCAGUUGAGGAAGCUGCGCGAAAAUCUCGUGAGAACGUUAUUAAAGGCACAUUAAAACUGCCGAACCUUUACGUCACCGAAAACUUCCACAUGAACGGCUCUAUGAUAAAAAUACCCGACAAGUGGCUUCAGAUCUACCAAGAUGUCACGAUAUUUGGUGAUCUGCACGUUCAGAACAUCAAGGUCGAGAACGCAGCGGCGCUCUUCGUGGAUGACGUCCCGGUAAACGUGAACGACAUGUUCGAUCGAUAUUGGACCAAAUCCACCGAUCAGACGAUCACUGAAAAAAUCACUCUGGAAGCUGGCAUCACUAUCGACGAACUCAAUACGAGGUAUCUCAACGGUUUCGCGGAGAGCGACUUUCUGUAUACCACGAUGGAGGAGAUACCGAGCGAUUUCACUAAUCUGCGCUUCGAGAACUUAAACGUCGAUCAGUUCCUCCACGAGGACCGUCCCAACGACAGUUUCUUCGAAGUUGAAUCAAAUUCACUAACGAUCCGCGAAAAGUUGCACGUGGAGACUCUCCGAGCGAAAGAUAUCAUUACUCUGACUUUCAACGGCGUCAGUGUGGACGACAUCAUGAACAAGACUCGUGCGAAUUUCUCAGGAACCACGAACCUUCCCACUGUCCAAGCGAAUCGCGUGUUCGUCGAUAAUCUCGAUGUUCGUCUUCUCAAUCGUCGCGAAGUCUUCUUCGAGGACGGACUUCUUCACAUCGACGACAAUCAUCAGCUGACAAUUUUGAAGGUACCAGAAUUCCACGUACGAAACUUGGAAAUAGAAAGAUUGAACGGGAUCGAGAUGAAUCUGACGCGAUUGAAGGACCUGACGAGUAAAUCCGAUCUAAACGCGAUCGUCAUUGACGGUGACUUGACGGUGGAAAACCUGACGAUCGACCAAGUGGACGGGCACUCGACCGAGAGCUUCUUGGAGGUACUGUCGCGGAGCGACAUCGUGAUAACGUCGGAAAGGAGCAUCGAGUACUUGUCCGUUCAGAAUAUAACAUUGGAGUCUCUUCGUGGACAGAACUUCGACGAUCUGAUCGCCAGCGUUCUCUCAAAAUCGAAGGAACAAACGAUAACGGGACAAUUCUCCGCUCACGUUAUCACCUCCGACAACGUCACACUGGAUUUCAUCAACAAACAGAACGCUUCGCAGUUAAUGUGGGUGGACGAGCCUCUAACGAUCACGGGCAACGUAACGUUCUCUGAUCUGUUCGUCGAGGGCGAUGUGAUUACUCCAAAGAUGAACGGACGCAACGUACGCGAGUUAUAUGACAGCUUAUUGUACAUUCCCGCGAAAAAUAUCGAUCUCUUGGAGGUGCACGAAAAUAUUUCCUGGGACACGCCCUCGAUCAGUCCUGCCUCCGUCUCUUAUCUGUUAAAUAACGCCGUGACCAAAGAUAGGGAUCAAAUUAUCACAGGAAAUGUGACUUUUGAGGAGGACGUUCGCGCGUGGGCGGUCAACGGUAAUUACAAAGACUUCGAGCAAAUUCGAGAUGUAAUAACGGACGCCGUAAUCGACGACGGAGAACGCAUCGAGAUAAACGGAAAGACUGUCUUCGCGAAAGAUUUCAUCGUGGACAACCUGGUGGUGAACGGCGAUCUGGGUAUUGCCAAGAUCAACGACGUGAAUAUUCUCGAGUUCAAUGAUUCCGUCGUUAGGCAGAAUCGCGAGGACACGAUUAUUGUUGGUCCACUGACGUUCCUCACGGAUAUCACGGUCGAGAAGCUCUACGUGAACGACGCCGAUGUUAACGCGUCCGUCAACGCCGCGGUCCGUCUCAACGAAGUUAUGCCGGAUAAUAUUUUCUUCGAGGAGCUCGAUGUGCUGGGCGACGUGUAUUUACAAAAUUUGGACAGGAUAGAUUUCGACAAGUUUGUGAAGGAUCGUGUCACCCUUAAAGGAGAUCACGAUAUCUCGUGCGACGUGAAAUUCAACGGUAUCGUUACGGUAACAGGAAAUGCGGAUAUAAAGAAAAUUAAUGGAAUUCACCCAUCCGAUUUUGUCCUAAACGAUGUUGACGAGAUGCAAAUCAUAACUGGCACAAAAACUUUCGAGGAGGAUUUGAUAUUUGAUGGAGAUGUCGUUGCGCCACGAAUUAACAAUGUCG
This is a messenger RNA of Temnothorax curvispinosus, 3307 nucleotides long. RefSeq lists its product as uncharacterized. NCBI's taxonomy places the organism in Eukaryota, Metazoa, Arthropoda, Insecta, Hymenoptera, Formicidae. Gene Ontology annotation, molecular function: heparin binding. The record is from RefSeq and is a predicted model, not a curated record. Gene Ontology annotation, cellular component: cell surface. The annotation marks the transcript as partial. The transcript has 9 exons.